This is a messenger RNA of Psylliodes chrysocephalus, 4218 nucleotides long. The record is from the annotation of a GenBank genome assembly. Lineage: Eukaryota; Metazoa; Arthropoda; Insecta; Coleoptera; Chrysomelidae.
AUGACCGAAUUUACUUUAGGAUAUCGAGAAGUAAUUCCAGAUCAAACAGUUUUCGAAAAUUGGCGAGAAAUAACAUUGACUACAGGCGGUACACAAAGUACUCUUCAAGAUAUAAAAGUAGCUGAAAGAGCAAAUGGUUUUUGUUAUGAAGACUCCACAAAGCACCAUACUAGGAACAGAUUCAUCUACUGGAGAAUUAAUUAUGAUGUACUAGAAUUAGUAGAACAUAGUUUGGAUGUAAACCUUACAGCCAAUAGAGUUAGAUACAGAUUCAUCGAUACGCCUAUUCUAGAUGGUGUUUCUAUUCACGAAACGUAUGAAAACAUCAUAGUUUUAGUCCCUACAGUUUGUAGUGUACAUCGUUUGAUAUUUCCUCAUCCCGAUAGGUUUCAUAGACAGGAUGAAUUAUUAGGCAUCCAUCCAGAUUUAGCUUCACCUUCGAUAUUUUCUAAAGCAUCGCCAGUUGAUGCUAGAAAUCCAAAUACUUUUUAUGUUUUCAUCAAUCCAAGCACUGCCAACGACCAACUACCGAACAUAGCCAGUUCGUAUUUAUUGCCCGAAACGGAAGAAGCCUUUUUCAUAUUGGCAUAUCCUUCAACGGAACUUUUACUGAUCAAACAGAAUCCAGAUAGCGGUCAAGUCGUGUGUACCGAGCUCAAAGGCGAAUCCUUGGUUCCUAGAUUUUUCGCGGGUAUAGCGGAAAAAUUUCGACAAAGAAAUUCGGAUAGUGACACUAUCGUAAGUCUGUUAUUUUAUAUUGUUGAUUACGAAACGUACGUAUUGACGUUAACCAGAGAUGCCCAUUUGAAAUUUUGGUCCUGUAGCAAGGGUCAGUGCGUUGCUGUCAUCGACGUUCGCGAAAAAACCGCAGAUAACUCAAAAGAUCGUGUUCAAGGCGCCAUAUUGAGGAAAGCAGUGGAUGGAAAUAGUUCUGAAAGUACAUUAGCAGUGUUUUUAAACUUUGCAAGCGGUUGUCAAUUCCACGUUUUAAAUCCCGUUAUUAAAGGACAAGAAAUUACAAUCGACCGAGUGGCGACUGUUUAUUCACCCGAGAACGACCUUAUAGAUUUUGCUCUUCAAACCAAUCGUUUGUGGUCUUUAUGGAGAUCCGAAGAUGGCGAUAGUGUCGUAUAUACGGCUUCGCUACCGUUGUGCAAGCAAUCGGGUACUUUUAAGUCGACCAGUUGGACGCCGGUGAUUUUGGAAACUAUCCCUGACGCCAAUCAAGCUCCCGCUAAUGAUGGCGAUUCCGAUUCAAGACAGAUUUAUUUGCAACAUAUUUUCCAUCCUGGAAGGUUUCCCUUGCAUAUUAUCAGUAAAGCGUUAUCGAUUUACAAAAGAUCAACAAUUUUGUCAGAUGCCCAAAUAUCAGCAUCGGCGUUAAAACAAAGAAUAUGUUUAGCGGUUGAUAACGAAAUACAGAAUAUGCUGAACGGAGAAAACGUCAACGAUGAUGAAUAUAUCGAUUGCGCUGAUUGGUGCUGGCAAAAAUUUUAUUCUUGUUGCGUUCAAUACCACAUCGCGAGUCUAAAGCCGUUGGGAUUGAUGCUCUUACCGUCCGUAUCUGGCGCGGUAUUUUUGAAAAAAUCUGCUUUUUCGUUUUUAAGACCUCUUGACGGAUUAGAGCACAUGACUCUUUGUAACGAAGAAUUAUACAGAGAUCAGUUCGUCAAUUUUUCAAUGUUAUCAGAAGUUUUAGAUUUAGAUGCGGCAGAGGAUGUUAUGAAUUUGUUUAAAGUAAUAGUUUAUCUAGACCAACAAAUCAGCGAGACGUUUAAUCAAGCUUUCGAAAAGGAAUUAUUUAACCUUCAAGCGCCCGAUGUUGUAAUGGAUGGUUUGUUGGAAAAGAUUCAUAGCGAAAUGGAUUCUCAGUUUUCCUCUCACAUUUUGGAAAUGAUUAACGACAUUAGCGACUUGUACAAGGCCAUGCACAAAGUCCUCGAAUUGUUGAGAUACGAAAGCACUUUAGCCAAUCCCGAUAACGAUAUAAAUCCGGCAGCCAUGUACCAUUUCAGUUCGUUACUCGGAACUUCUGUGGUGGCUGAAAGUCUUAGACAGCAAACUAAAGUCAGAUUUCUAAUAUGCCGUAAUUUGCUGUUGGUGUGCAACGUCUUAUUGAAAGAAAAAACUUUGGAUUGGGGAGUUCUGGAAGCGGUUCGUUCUGUUUGUAUGCCCGAUAUCGUUGUACUUACCCAAGCCAGUUUUGUGGUACUGUGGCUAAGCGGUUUGUCAACGCUUGUAAAUAUGCCAAUUAGCGAGUCAUCGUUGAACAGACUGAACCCGUUAAAAUUGGCUCCCGUACUUAAUUUGAGACCGACCAGCACUUGUACGUCUUUGUUAGAGUUAUUUAUUUGUUCGUCUGGUGGACAAGAAGCUAGAAAAUCUUUCGCUAGAGUGUCUUGCAGCGACGAAGCUCUAGCGCAUUGGCAUUUAUCGCUGUUGCCGUAUUUGAACCACGUCAGACACAUAAUCUGGCCCAUAAGCGGCGGUACGGUUUUAGCUGAAUGGCUCUUGGCUAGCGGCCAACAUGUGUGGCUCCAACAGUACGUACGACUCUUAAGCAAUUGGUGCGAAUGGAACAGUUGUACCAGAAACUUCUUAUUAGCAACAGCAUUUCUUACCACUGGGGAAUUUUACAAAGCUGAAGAUUUAUUCGAAACAGCCGCAAAGGGUGUUUUUAGUGACGGGUUUUUGCAAGAAAGGAUACUAAAAGGUAUGGAUGAAAGUCCAUCUAAGGCUUUCGUGAAUUAUUACUUGAAGGUCAUUCAAUUGUUCGAGUUGCACAAGGCUAGAGAUUGCGUUAUAAGCGUAGCUAAUACAGCGCUGAGUAUCGUGGAACCUGAUGAUCCGUUGGCGGCCACGCUGUAUUCCAUAAAAUUCAAACACCACUUGGCGCUCAAACACUACGAACUCGCGUUCGAUUCGUUGUACUCCAAUCCCGACGCCGAACGGAAAAAAGACAAUUUGAGAGACCUGGUCAAAACUUUAUUAGACGAAAAGAAACUAGACACUCUAUUGAAUUUCACUUACGGCAGCAUGGACGAGUUCUUCGCUAACAUACUCUUAACCAGAGCUAGAGCCACCGAUUCGGUCAACAAUGUUUUCUACGAUUUUCUGUAUUCCUAUCAGAUCAAAAGGGGGCCGCUUUCCUAUCGUUUAGCCGCGAGCGUGAUGUACGAACAAGCAUUCCGACUGAACCACGCGAACAACAUCGACGCGUUGGAAAAACAAGUGAAAUGUUAUUUGGCGGCUAAGAAUGUUUUGCAUUUGUGUCAACCCGAACAUGCUUGGGUAGUUAGACCUGCGGAUCCCGACGAUGAAGACGAAGAAGUCGUUUUGCAACCUUUGGCCGGAUCGAAUCGAGAAAUGCGAGUAUUUAAGCUGAGAAAGCAAGUCGAAGUGGUGGAUAUUGAGACUAUACAAAAAGAACUUAUCUUCUCGAGUGCCAAAUUGAAAUUAGCUAGAUUUAAUACCAGUACUCCGAUUAAUAUAACCAGUCCUGUGGAAUUAGUAACGUUAUUAAAUACCUCUGGAUUAUUUAAAACUGCUUUUGACAUUUGUACAACGUUCUCUUUGGCGUAUUCUCCUGUGUUCGAAACGCUGACCAAACAAUGCGUACUGCUAAGCGAGGAGGAUAACCCCAACGCUUGGAAUUGGUUGGUAGAGAAUGAUUUGCAAGAUCUUCCGGUGAAUCGUGAAUCCGCGUCCGAUGUCAUUUGGCAGUUCCUUCAGGAUUGUUUGGAAAAAUACGAAGAACCUAAAAUGACCACAUUACAUUGCGUGGUCGCUAAGAAGAUAAUUAAUAUGAGGAUAUAUUUGCCUCAUUGGCUUGUAGCUUCGUAUAAGAUGCGUAAUCCAUCAGAAUUGUUGCGAUUGCUGCAUACGUCUGGACGGUUAGAGGAAGCAGUGGAAUUGACUAACGAAUAUAUUCUAUCAGCGAUGGGGUACGGUAAAGAAUUUUUCGGAUUUACGCAACCUCUGGCUCCGACUUCGCCAGCUUUUUGCCUUCCGGUGUACGCCAUCCAGCGGCUGAUAGACGAAUUAAACAUACAAAAUGUCAAGAAUGUUGAACGACCAUUUAUUCAAGAAUACAAUAAUUUGAAGUCGCUGUUUACGAAAUACUUGGAAACCGCAACCAGAGUGUCCAAUCAGAUGUGCCAGACUAAAUUAAGUUCCGGUUCUUUAAAAACUAACGCUCCCAUGAUAGGUAUAAGAUAA